UUCGUCGCAGUUAGCGGUCGACCCGACCGGCCGCGCCCGUGUCAUCGAAGAUUUAUUCCCGUAUUGUUACAAUUGCAGAUUUUCUUACAAUUAAUUCCAAGUAAAAACAAUAGAGAGUGUUAGUGUCGCAUAAAUUUGAGUGUUUGCCCCAGCCAGGUGAUAGGUGAUUGCAACACAUGUGGCUUAAGGGUAUAAGGUUCGAUACUGCUUGGCACAAGCCUGGGUAGUUCGUGUGUACAGCCCUUUGUCCGUAGGAAUGACAAGGCGUUUUAUUGGCAUGUGACGCGGGCGAAGUGAGCGGCAUGCGAGGCGAGCGCUCUAAGCGGGCCGCGGCCUCGCUCGCCGCGCUCGCGACCCUCAUCGCGCUUGCGCUUCCACCGCUCUGCUUCGCACAGUACGACACAGCGUCCAAUAAGAACUCACGCGGUCGUUAUGGUGAUACGUGCUCCACGGCGGUGGAUUGCAACUUCACGGAUUCUGUAUGCGACGAGGUGCAUAAGAUCUGCAAGUGCCACCCAGACGUGCCGGUCAGCAACCACGUCGAUAAAUGUGGCAAACCUGCAUCGAUAAACGAAACGUGCACGUUCAACGAACAAUGUGAGGAUGUUAACUUUAAGACACAAUGCCGGAAUGAGAGAUGUGUAUGCAAAUUUGAUAUGAUACCGGAAGUUACCGUCGAUGGCAGUGUCACGUGUACUGCGGAUAAGAGCCCGGAGACUCCAAUAAGGACCCUGGAUCCAGCUAUGAUUGGGGUCCUCGUUGGCAUGGCGCUGAUGUUCGUUAUUAUUUGCGUUGUUCUUCGGCUGUUCAGCAGAGCAAGAUGGAGGGAGAAUCGCACAAUUUUCAACACUCCAAAUCCGAGGCUAAUGAAUGUGUCCUUAUUGAGAGAUUCUAAGCUAUUACACGCACAGGAUCGUCGUGGAUCUCGUGUAAGCGUUCGGCCACCAUCGAGACAGACUAGUCAACAAGAAUUGCGGCCGCAUUCACCAAGUCCAGCACUCCAUCACCAAAGCCAUCAGUUACACCGAAAACCCUCAGGUUCUCGCCGAGGUUCAAGAGCAAGCAGUGGACAUUCAGCUACAUCAUUGAGAUCAGCAACACUUCGUUCGCCGACUACAACUGGACCUACUUCGGUUACUGUCGAAAUACGAGCCCCAGAUUCGUAAAAUCUAAAAGACAUUCAUAUUAUAACUAAACAAAAAGCUAAAAUCACAAAAACACUUAGAAGAAAAGGUAGAAAUCGAAUAGUUCAAAAUGAUGAUAAAAAGAAAAGUAUAUUAGAUAUAAAGCUAAGUAACGAUGCUUCUAACGUGUAAUCAGGGAACGCAAAGUCUGUAUUCAAAGUUGAACAAAAGUAAUUGUAAAAACAUUCAGUCCAGUUUUACCGUAUUUGUGAUAAUAUUUACCAAUUGUUCAGCAUUAAAUUAGGCUUAUAUUCAUCCAUUAAUUGUAUAGCAAUAAUGUCAUGCACUAAUAUAUCUGUCAUAAAAUCAGCCACUUUAAAAGUGCCUCUAUUCAUAAUAUCAAUGAUUUACUUUUUAUCUUUCAUGAAGUAUAAAAUUUACCUAAAUAAGUUAAUGAAGCACAUUGUUAGAUUUAAAACAGUUAAACAUUUAAAUAGUAUAUUCACGUUCACCAUUCAAAUAUUAAGUCACUUUUUAUUAUUAGAUAUAAUGCACAGUUCUAAUAUACUCAUAAUUUAAAGAAUAGACAUAUAAUAGGGAGAAAUUUAGCUUUUUUAGCAUUAGGUGAAAGAUCGCUUUUUGGCAAAUUUUGUAGUUCGAUAGUUUAGUAAGUCGAUUAUUAAUAUAAGAACACUAUUUCAGAUUUACUCUUCUUUUCUAGAUUUCCUUGUAAGUAAAAGCUAGAUUUUGUGAUUCCCUGCCUUAGAAAUAUAAAGUGUAGCUUAUAUCUAAGCUAAAAUUUAUUUACGGGGACCAUCUCCUGAUGAGGAGUGAUCUGAAUUUCGAGUAGAUUGGAUAGUAAUUAGGAAGGAGGGAAGCUUCGAUAUCGCUUUCUAUAACUAUAACGAGGUAAUUAUAAGACUUUCAAUUAUAUCUAGUUAUAAUUUGUGGUGCGGACGAAAUGCUUUCUUUAAAGUUUCAAUGAGAGACAGUUGUGAGUCGAGUUAAGGUUUUCGUUUAAGAUCUCGUGUAGUCUUCUUAGGUACUUCUUAUAUAACGAUACGAUGUGUAAAAUGGGGAAAUUUACACAAAUAAUGAUAAGUCAUUGCACUUCUGAAGCUUCGACCAAAUUUUAUGUAAUACGCACAAGCGUCUAGUACAGAUUUAGGGACUUUAUAAUAAUUGAAUGCCACUAUAUGCGUGUUGAUGCAAAUAAACAAAUUAAUUAUAGAAAAAUAUCAUCUCCACCUUUAAGUAUGGGACAUACUUGAUUUAUGGGGAAGACUUGAAGUAUGGCUCAUACAGAAAAUAUCAUUAUCAUUUUUAAAUAGAGCAAACUGACAUUUGUACUGGAAUAAGCUAUUGUAUCUUAAAUAUAAUAAAUAAUAAUGCUCACAUCAAGAAAAUGUAUUUCGUACACUGUGCUAGUUAUAUAAUUACUGAAAAAUUUAUGCUGUAAUUUAAUUAUACUAUGAACUUUUAUUAUAACUUAUACUUCCUGA
Messenger RNA from Galleria mellonella (greater wax moth), 2626 nucleotides. RefSeq lists its product as uncharacterized. NCBI's taxonomy places the organism in Eukaryota, Metazoa, Arthropoda, Insecta, Lepidoptera, Pyralidae. The record is from RefSeq and is a predicted model, not a curated record. The coding region runs from base 303 to 1166 and encodes 287 amino acids. The transcript has 9 exons.